Molecule: messenger RNA, 2166 nt
Organism: Aspergillus japonicus CBS 114.51
Lineage: Eukaryota; Fungi; Ascomycota; Eurotiomycetes; Eurotiales; Aspergillaceae
Product: putative salicylate hydroxylase
Exons: 7
Coding region: 1-2166 (721 amino acids)
Biological process (GO): secondary metabolite biosynthetic process
Molecular function (GO): FAD binding; monooxygenase activity
Source: RefSeq, a predicted model, not a curated record
AUGUUCAAGUGGCCCCGCAUCCAAUUCUACGAACUGGGCGACCAAUCCUGGCUCCCAGGCUGGCUGCACCAACACGAGCAAUUCACCCUCACGCAGCUCUGGCACCUCUCCAUCCCCGGAUGGAGCCACGGCAGCCUGGCCACACAGGCCUGCACCGUCAUUCGUGAGCAUCUACCGGAUGUGUCGUCGUACUUGUUUGUCGACCUCUGCGCCGGCGCCGGCGGGCCCACCCCGUUGCUCGAACGGGAACUCAAUCGAGCCCUCGAGCAGGCCGACGGCAGCGACAGCAGCGCCCAGCCGGUCCGAUUUCUACUCACUGACCUUUUUCCUCAUCUCGAAGCCUGGAAGGGCAUCACCAAGAAGCAGCCCAACAUCUCCUAUAUCCCUUCCGCCGUGGACGCACGGGAUGCCCCGCGCUACACCCCCAAAGACCGCAAGGAGUGUCGCAUCUUCAACAUCUGUUUCCACCACUUUAAGGAUGAGGAUGCCCAAGGAAUCUUGCAAAAUGCGGUGGAUGAGGCGGAUGCGUUUGUGAUUUUUGAAAUCACCGCCAGGAAUCUCUGGACCUGCCUGUGCUCCCCGCUGGUUUUCUUCUUCGCAUACGCCGUGACGCUGCGCUGGUACUGGUGGUCGCCCGUGCAUCUGUUCUUCACGUAUGUGGUGCCGGUGACAGCGCUAGCGUUGUGGGUUGAUGGGCUCAUCUCGUGUCUGCGGACGCGGACGCCCGAGGAGAUCUCGGCGCUGCUGCAGCGGCAGGCGGUGGUGGAUGUGACUGGGUGGAAGCUUGCCAGUGGAAGCCGGACGGUGCAGUGGCCGUUCAUUACAUUGCAUUAUUAUGUAGGCGAAGAUAACAGCGAAAGAAAAAAGAAACACAAGGAACAGCGAAUGACGGAAAAGCGGAAAGCGGGCUGGGUGGUCCAAGCGAUAAUAAUCAUAGGCGCCGGCCUCGGCGGCCUCACCACCGCCAUCGCCUGCACCCAGCAAAACCUCGACGUCCUCGUCCUCGAGAAGUCCCCCCACCUGCAGACCGCCGGCGCGGGCAUCCAGAUCCCGCCCAACGGCACGCGCGUCAUGCGCGAUCUGGGCCUCCUCCCCAAACUUCUGCACGAGGGAGGGGGAAAAGUCCUCGAGCACGUGGAUUUCCGUCGCUACGCGUCGGGCCAGAUCCUCCGGUCUAUGCCCUUUGGGGCAGGGAUUGUCGCGGAGUUCGGGGCGCCGUGGUUGAUCAUCCAUCGGGCCGAUUAUCAUCGCGUGCUGCAUGAGGAGGCUGUUCGGCUAGGAGUGGAAGUCAGGCUGGGGGUUGAGGUGGAGGGGGUGGAUUUUGAGGGUCCGGCGGUGCUUUUGGCGGGUGGGGAGCGCGUGCCCGGGGAUGUGGUUUUGGGGGCUGAUGGACUCUGGUCGCAGGUUCGUGGGUGGGUGGUCGGUGGAGAUGGCGCGAUGCCCCAGGAGACCGGCGAUUUGGCGUAUCGGGCGGUGAUCCCGAGGACGGAGCUUGAGGCGCUUGGGGAUGAGAAGGUGGACGAGCUGUGUCGGCUCGUGGCGGUCACUAGCUACCUCGGGCCCCGGAAGCAUACUAUCUUUUACCCCGUGCGGGGCGGGAGGGAGUUUAAUCUGGUUCUGCUGCGGCCGGAUGAUUUGCCGUCGGGGAGGAGGAGGGAGGAGGCGGAGGUGCAGGAGAUGCGCGAGAGUUAUGCUGGGUGGGAUCCGACGGUGCUGACUGAAACACAGGGUCGAGUGGCUCUUCUCGGAGACGCUUGUCAUCCUACCCUGCCGUAUCAGGCUCAAGGAGCGGCGAUGGCUGUUGAAGAUGGAGCCGUCAUUGGUAGACUCCUUGGGCUUUUGCAGAGCCAUCUAUUGCAGUCCGAGUCCCAGGGAAAGGGGAUGUCUACCGCAGAUAGCGUUGCUUCGAUACUGAAACUUUACGAACAAGUCCGGAAAGGACGCACAACACGCAAUGUGCGGGCGGCGCGCAUCAACCGGUUCCUACUCCACAUAGCAGACGGGAUUCUGCAAAGGCUCCGCGACUUCUUGCUGACGUAUAUGGGCGUCACUCGCGAGAGCGACUGGAGUUGGCUUUUCUCUUUCUCAAUGAGACAGACGUUGGGUCUUGAUGUCAUUCGUGACUGUGAGGCUGCGUUUGAGGAGUGGGUGCGAAUCGGGAGCUAA